UAGUGGGUGCCUGCCCCACAAAGCCUAGUUUUUCUGGAGCUCCUGGCCUAGCAGAAGCAACCUGCCAUGCUGCUCCUUCUUUCAGUGCUGGUCCUGCUUGCACAGCCUCUAGGAUACCUAGAAGCAGAAAUGAAGACCUAUUCCCACACAGCAGUGGCCAAUGCUUGCACCCUGGUCAUGUGUGGCCCAGUGGAAAAUGGCCUGCCUGGUCGCGAUGGACGGGAUGGGAGAGAUGGCGCUCGGGGAGAGAAGGGGGAUCCAGGUUUGCCAGGAGCUGCGGGGCAAGAAGGGAUGCUGGGACCACCUGGCCCAGUUGGGCCCAAAGGGGACGAUGGCUGUGCUGGAGGACCUGGACCAAAGGGAGACUCUGGACCACGUGGACCUCAAGGACUUCCAGGUGUGCCUGGUCCAGCAGGGAGAGAAGGCUCCCCGGGGAAGCAGGGGAACAUAGGCCCUCAAGGCAACCCAGGCCCAAAAGGAGAGGCUGGGCCCAAAGGAGAAGUAGGUGCCCCGGGCGUGCAGGGCUCUGCAGGGACAAGAGGCCUUCCAGGGUCUAAGGGAGAGAGAGGUGCCCCUGGUGACCGUGGAGCCCCUGGAAAUGCAGGGGCAGCAGGGCCUCCUGGAGCUGUGGGUGCACAGGGAACUCCAGGUGCCAGGGGACCCCUGGGACUGAAGGGGGACAGAGGAGUUCCUGGAGAGAAAGGAGCCAAGGGAGAAAGGGGCCUUCCAGAUGUCACUGCUCUGAGGAAGCAGGUGGAGGCCUUACAGGGACAGAUGCAGCACCUGCAAGCCACAUUCUCUCAAUAUAAGAAAGCUGAGCUCUUCCCCAAUGGCCGAAGUGUAGGGGAAAAGAUCUUCAAGACAGUAGGCCUUGAAAAACCUUUUGAGGAAGCACAGCAGAUGUGCAUACAUGCUGGUGGACAGUUGGCAUCCCCACGCUCUGAGGCUGAGAACACUGCCUUGCAACAGCUGGUCAUAGACCAGAACAAAAGUGCUUUCCUGAGCAUGACUGACACCAAGACAGAGGGAAAGUUCACCUACCCCACAGGGGAGGGCCUGGUCUAUUCCAACUGGGCCCCAGGGGAACCCAACAACAAUGGCGAGGCAGAGAACUGUGUGGAGAUCUACACCAACGGCAAGUGGAAUGACAAGUCUUGUGGAGAGCAGCGUCUUGUGGUCUGCGAGUUCUGAGCCACUUGGGUAGGGUGGUGCUUGGCCCAGUAGGCUGGCAAGCAAGUCAGUGCCCGGACCUGAGAGCUGCUGACAUCCUAAUAAAAAGGUGACCA
Molecule: messenger RNA, 1286 nt
Organism: Nycticebus coucang (slow loris)
Lineage: Eukaryota; Metazoa; Chordata; Mammalia; Primates; Lorisidae
Gene: SFTPD
Product: surfactant protein D
Exons: 8
Coding region: 67-1191 (374 amino acids)
Source: RefSeq, a predicted model, not a curated record